CUGCUCCAUCGACCCGCACACGCGCUUCUCCCGGACCUCGGCCACAGUCCCUGCCGCUGUCCGGUGCUUUUCGGCGGGUAUGCCACAGGAGGACCCUCGGUCUGCAUCAUGCUGCUCGGCUCUUUGGUAGUGGUUGUGAUCGGCCUGUGGGCAUCGAACGUCACCAGAGCGUACGUGUUUCAAGCGAGCCGGCCGGCAGAGGGAGGAGACAACCCACCGCCCCACACUAAAGUCAUCUCAGAGUGGGUCAGCUCCGCGGGCUCCUGUAAGGGGAGGUGCUUCGAGCUGGAGGAGGCCAAGCCUCCGGGAUGCAGAUGUGACAAUCUGUGUAAGACCUACUACAGCUGCUGCUCGGACUUCGACGAGCACUGUCUGAAAACAGCGGGGGGGUUCGAGUGUUCCCAGGAUCGCUGUGAGGAGCAGAGGAACGACGACCAUGCCUGCCACUGCUCGGAGGACUGUCUGGAGAGAGGAGACUGCUGCUCCAACUACAGGUCCCUCUGCAAAGGUGAGACCUCCUGGGUGCAGGGGGACUGUGAGGAGAUCCGGAGGGCAGAGUGUCCUGCAGGCUUCAUCCGCCCCCCCCUCAUCAUGCUGUCGGUGGACGGAUUCAGAGCCUCGUAUCUGAAGAAAGGGAAAUCUGUCAUUCCAAACAUACAAAAGCUCAGAUCGUGUGGGACGUCCGCCCCGUACAUGCGACCAGUCUACCCAUCAAAGACCUUCCCAAAUCUAUACACCCUGGCCACAGGUCUUUACCCGGAGUCCCACGGCAUUGUGGGUAACACCAUGCACGACCGAGUGUUUAACGCCACCUUCAGCCUGCGCACCCGAGAGAAGCUGAACCAUCGCUGGUGGGGGGGGCAGCCGAUCUGGAUCACAGCUCAGGAGCAGGGGGUGAAAGCCGGGACUUUCUUCUGGCCUUGGGUGAUUCCUCUGGAGAGAAGGAUCCUGACCAUCCUGCGCUGGCUGCUCCUCCCCGACGAUGAGAGGCCCUACGUCUACGCCGUGCACUCGGAGCAGCCCGACACCUACGGACACCGGCUGGGCCCGCUCAGCACCGAGCUGGAUAACCCUCUGAGGGAGCUGGACAACAUCAUCGGCCAGCUGAUGAACGGUCUGAAGCAGAUGAACCUUCAUCGCUGCGUCAACGUCAUCGUCGUCGGGGACCACGGUAUGGAGGAGGCUCACUGUGACCAGACGGAGUUCCUCAGCAGCUACCCUCUCAACAUCGAGGAGAUCAUGCUGAUCCCCGGCUCUCUGGGCAGGAUACGACCCCGCGACCCCAAGUCCAGCACAUACGACCCCAAGGUAGUUGUAGCUAACCUCACAUGCAAAAUGCCGACUCAGCACUUCAAGCCGUACCUGAAGCAGCAUUUACCCAAGAGGCUUCACUACGCCAACAACCGGCGGAUCGAGGACGUCCACCUGCUGAUGGAGCGGAAGUGGCACAUCGCAAAGAUAAUGCCGGGGAAGCUGAGGUCUCGUUGCGGUUUCUUUGGUGACCACGGCUUCGACAACAAGAUCACCAGCAUGAGGACGAUCUUCAUGGGCCACGGGCCGAGCUUCAAGUUCCAGAAGACAGUUCCAGAGUUUGAUAACAUAGAGUUAUACAACGUCAUGUGUGACCUGCUGGGCCUGAAGCCGGCUCCGAACAACGGGACCCACGGCUCCCUGAACGACAUGUUGAAGGAGCCGCCGCACCGGCCCAGCAUGCCGCAGGAGGUGACGGAGCCGGAGCCGGCGUCCGACGGAGAGGUCACCGGGACGCACGACCUGGGCUGCAGCUGCGAUGAUGAGAACAAAGUGGAGGAGAUGAUGGAGGCGUUCAGUCCGGCACCAGAUGAACUCUACAGCUACAGUAGGUCCCCGGUCCCAGAGACAGGAAGUCCACCUUGUUUUACUUUGAAAAGUCACCCUGUGUGUGUGUGUGUGUGUGUGUGUGUUCAUGCAGACAACACACACUUGCCGUUUGGUCGUCCGGCCGUGAUGUUCGAUUCCCACUACAGUUUACUUCAUCAUGUGGAGUUCAUCAGUGGGUACAGCAAAGAGCUGGCCAUGCCUCUGUGGACGUCAUACACACUUCCACGACAGGAGGACUUGACUCCCGUCCCGGACGUGUCCCCCGGGGCUCAGUGUGUCCGGGUGGACUCCAGAGUGUCGGCUGAUCACAGUCAGAGCUGCACCAGCUACAGUCAGAACCAGCAGCUCACACACGGCUUCCUGUUCCCACCAGAGCUGGCGUCCUCCCCCGAGUCCCGAUACGACGCCUCGCUCAUCACCAACACGGUGCCCAUGUUCCCGGCCUUCAAGAGAAUGUGGAGCUACCUGCAGGGGGCGCUGCUGAGACGUUACUCGGAGGAGCUGAACGGCAUCAACGUGCUCGCUGGGCCCGUGUUCGACCUCGACCACGACGGCCUCCGAGACACCACGGACACGAUCAGAGAGUUGUCCCCCGGGCCCCCCCCUGUCCCCUCCCACUUCUUCACGGUGGUGACGAGCUGCGAGGGGCGGAACCAGACGCUGGACGAGUGUGACGGUGCGUUCAGGGUCUUCAGCUUCCUGCUGCCGCACCGACCCGACAACAGCGAGGCCUGCAACAGCGCAGAGGACGAGUCCACGUGGGUUGAGGACCUGCUGAAGCUCCACACGGCCCGAGUCCGAGACGUGGAGAUCCUGACGGGCCUGGACCUCUACCGAUCCACCAACCUCACCUACACCAGCACCCUGAGCCUCAAAACCCACCUGCACACCUUUGAGAGGGACGACUAGAUGCACACACAGACAGACACACAGACACACACACACAACAGGAUUUAGCCGUUUGUAGAAGUCCUGCGUUUCGCUCGCUGGACGGCCGGCGCGUCGUCCCUCCACUCCUGAGGAACCGACGGGGGGGCUUGGAAAAGGGGAGCACAUCUCAAAUUUGAAUUUGUUUGUUAAGUAGUAGCUUGAAGAUUAGAACAAGAUUAUUUAGAACCCUUCAGGAAAUCUGAUAAUGGAUCAGAUAGCACAGGAAUGAGGCAGGAUAGGGGAAUAUGCUCAUCAACUCAUAAAUACAGAUUACACAGUGAACUGCAUCCUCGGCCAGAAGGACCGGACCAGGGCUCCAUGACUGUAAAUGACUUCAUAUUCCAACUAGCAUCCAUUUAUGUAGAAAUUACAAAGUAAUUAAUGUUGUUUAUAACUUAGUAUACCUGUGAAACUGGUUUAGUAUUGUUGUGGAUCACAAUGUGUUUGUUGUGAUCUCAAACUAACCUUGAAAUUAGAUUCUCAUGUUGUAUGAAUAAGAACUGAAGCCUGAAAAACAUCACACAAUAAUAAACGUGAGUCUAGAA
Messenger RNA from Platichthys flesus (European flounder), 3335 nucleotides. RefSeq names its product ectonucleotide pyrophosphatase/phosphodiesterase 2-like (gene enpp2l). Gene Ontology annotation, biological process: phosphatidylcholine catabolic process; immune response. Bases 109 to 2769 code for a protein of 886 amino acids. Gene Ontology annotation, molecular function: calcium ion binding; scavenger receptor activity; phosphatidylcholine lysophospholipase A1 activity. Lineage: Eukaryota; Metazoa; Chordata; Actinopteri; Pleuronectiformes; Pleuronectidae. The transcript is spliced from 24 exons. The record is from RefSeq and is a predicted model, not a curated record.